CAUCGGACAGGGUGGUGUGCUACCCUCUCUCGCGAUUCCGUCGCUCCGUUGUGUGCGUGUGCGCAUACGUCAGCUCGCCACGCGAGAUACACCACGUUGUACAUCCCCGAACGUUGUGCUUUGAAUACGUUGACAGACAGGCGUGAAAACUCGAGAGUGUGUUCACACACAGAGGAUAGUUUAAAUUGCCGCGACCUCCAAAACGCGUCACGAUUUUAAAUCGUCGCGCUUUAAUCUCGCGACGGAAACCGAGACGGAAUAUAUCCGAGAUCGCCGCCGAUGCGUUUCUUAAUCAUAAAUUAUUCGUCGAAACGCAGAGAUCGAUUGACGUGCGACACGAUCCGUGUAAUCACGCGCCGCUUCGAGCUGUCACGCGAGACCGUCGCGCAUUUAAAUGGAGCAGCGUGGUGAAACUGUCGUCGCCGAGACUUGACGCAACUCUCGUCCUCGACAUUCUCCGCCGUGUGAAACGCUCGUGCGAAUGAAAAAUCCGAUAGAGAAGGAUCGUUUUCCAUUCGGGAGGAACAUCGCGGCGACGGAAAGGACGACGAAAGGCGAAAAGGGUCCACUUGACCCCCGCGAGAUCGUACGCGGCACGAACGCGCGCGUUCUCUUUCAAAAGACGAUCGCACGAACGCAUCAUCCGCGCGUCGACGUUUGCCAAUUGAGUGUACUUCGAUCGACGCUCAAAGGGAUAUAUUGGGCGGAGUUGGGUGCUCCAACCAAAACGAUGCCAGAACGCCUGUAAUUCGCGCCCGUGCAGAUGUCCUCUCGCGCGUAUGAGAGGGAUCCUUUUCAGCGGAUGUGCGGGAGAGAUAGAUCGUCUUCGACGUAAUCUGGCGUUGACGUGACCUAGCCUAACUUUUGCUCGGUGCCGAACUCCAUCUGGUCUUCCACCCCCUUCAUCCCUCGGGCUUAUCGUGUGUGAGAGAGAGAGGAGAGUGUGCGCGCGCGACCGUCCUUCCAAACUCCCGUCGGAUGGGGUGUAACUUGGUGCAUUAGCUGAGGGUACAUCGAAGCAUAUCGAAGAUGCAGUGAAAGAUUCAGCUCUCUUCGUGGAAGUUGUCACAUGUCCGGACAUCGACACGAGGUUAUAACCACCUUGCGACCAUCACGAUGCUAGGAACGUGCUUGAUGACCGAUGCGGUCAGGACAGGGGAUAGUUAGUGAUGAGGAGGAGCAAGUUAUCGGCGUGCCGACGGCCCAGGUCACCAGUAACAUGCCAGUUCUUGGUCCCAGCGCUGAUCCAACUCCACUUCGAGGACUUCUGAUCGCCAUCUUCGUCCUAUUGUCCCUGCCGCGUUGUCGCUGCACGGAUCUAGGACAAUGCACCACGGCUCUGGGCAUGGAGAGUGGAGAAAUCCCCGAUGAAGACAUCUCGGCGAGUUCUAUGUACGAUCCCAGCCUCGGACCGAAACAUGCCAGGCUACGACAAGACAAGGGUGGCGGCGCUUGGUGCCCGAGAAAUAUGGUAACCAAGGAAGGCAAGGAAUACCUAGAGGUGAAUCUGCACGCUCCGCGCUUACUGACGUCCACCAGGACGCAGGGCAGAUUCGGCAACGGUCACGGGGUCGAGUACACCGAGGAGUACUUUGUCGAGUAUUGGCGGCCGGGGUUCAACAAGUGGGUGCGAUGGAGGAAUCGACGUGGCAUAGAGCUUCUGGUGGGCAAUAACAAUCCAUAUUCGGAAGAGGAACAGAUCUUCGAUCCAGCUAUUGUCGCGACAAAGAUCCGUUUUAUCCCUUAUACCUCUCAUAUGCGUAUAGUAUGUAUGCGCGUAGAGCUUUAUGGCUGUCCAUGGACAGAGGGUCUCGUCUCGUAUUCCAUGCCCCAAGGAAUCAAGAGAGGCUCCGAGGUUGACCUUUCCGACAGGACGUACGAUGGCCGCGAAGAAGCCGGUUACCUCUCCGGGGGACUUGGUCAACUUGUCGACGGGCAAAAGGGUCCCGACAACUUCAGAUUGGACGUCAGCGGCAACGGAAAGGGAUAUGAAUGGGUCGGCUGGCGAAACGACACACCCAACAUGCUCGGACGUCCGGUGGAAAUAACUUUUGAGUUCGACUACUCGAGGAACUUCACUGCCAUACACCUACACAUGAACAAUUACUUCACGAAGGACGUGCAGGUUUUCUCAUACGCGAAGGUCUACCUCGGCACAGGUGGUAACCAGUUUACCGGCGAGCCUGUCCAUUUCUCUUACAUACCCGAUCAGGUGCUCGAGCAGGCGCGCGAAGUCACCAUAAAGCUGCAUUCGCGCGCCGGCCGCUUCCUAAAGUUGCAGCUCUACUUCGCCGCACGGUGGAUCAUGCUCAGCGAGGUAAUCUUCGAAUCAGUUAUCUCCGAAUGGAACAAUACCGAGGACGAGGAGGUGAAGAACAAGAGCGCCAUUGUACUGGCGACCGGCAGCCCCUAUCAAAAUAACGAGGGUCCACUGCAGAGAGACGAAGUGAAGGCUACUUUUAAUAAGGAGGAAAGUAAAGAUAACACCUAUAUAUCUUUAUCCGGAAAAUUAACCUCUCUUCUUUCUGAUAUUUUUAUUCGGAGGAAAGACGAAGAAAAGAAUUUAUCGCAGUUCAUCAGAAAAAUUCCAGAUAAAAGCAAGGAGCCAGAAUCGAGGCAGUUCGUCGGUUUAGUUAUCGGCAUCUUGACGACCGUAAUUGUGAUGCUGCUCGCGGCGAUCAUGUUCAUCUUCUAUAGGAACCGUAGGCUCAAGGCUGCUCUCGCGCCGUCAACCUUCUACGAUCAACAGGGUGAUCUCAAGGUCUCCGUGCCAGAGGAGGGUGAGGACAAGGGGCCAAUUUGCCCCCCACUUCCAGCGCAAUAUCAUCCAGCCACCUACAGCACAACAACGCCGCAGUUACACAAAACCACGGAUUACACCGGGAACAACGAGGUGCAGCCGGUUCUUCCGCUCUUGCUUAACUCGACGAUCAAUCUUGCCAGGCCAAUUCCGGCGGUCCAAGAAUAUCCAUCUAACCCGCCGCCCAUACCACCUCCGCCGGAAAAGUAUUAUGCCAGUACGGAGAUCUGUAAGAGUCCUCUACCACCACUGCCACCCUCGCCGACGCCCAGUACACCACCACCAAUGAGCGCAAAAGCUUCCAGCAGCAUAACUAGCUACAGUCCGGAGGAUAUGCUCACUGAGGAAGAGGAGGAAAUACCCGAGUGCGUCCUUGAUUUUCCACGGGAGAAGCUCAACAUCGUUGAAAAUCUUGGCUGCGGAUACUUUGGCGACGUUCACCUCUGCGAAGUUGACAGGUUUCCCGGAUAUGACGAGAUCUUCAGGAACACCACUAGCGAUCUAGUUAUUGUUAAAUCCUUAAAACCAGGCUCUUCUGAUGCUCUUAGGAUAGAAUUUCAACAGGAAGCAAAAAGAUUGGUACGACUCGCCGAUCGAAAUGUCGCGCGGCUACUCGGUGCCAGCCUCGAGGACGAUCCCAUGUGCAUUGUAUUGGAAAACGGCGAGUACGGGGAUUUGAAUCAAUACCUGCAGAGUCAUAUCGCUGAAACUUCGAAUUUACAUACGGCCAAGACGCUCAGUUUCGGCACAUUGGUUUACAUGGCCACGCAAAUAGCAUCCGGUAUGAAGUAUCUCGAGGAAAUGGACUUCGUGCAUCGUGAUCUCGCCACAAGGAAUUGUAUAGUGUGCCGCGGAUGUACCGUUAAAGUAUCUGAUUUGGGCAGUGGACGAAGCGCAUAUGCGGCGGAUUACUUCCGUGUCGAAGGACGUCCUCCAUUACCGAUUCGAUGGAUGCCAUGGGAAUCAAUGCUAAUGGGAAGGCACACAUGCAAGGGCGACGUUUGGGCGUUCGCCGUCACGCUGUGGGAAAUUCUGACGUUCGCACGGGAACAGCCUUUCGAAGAGUUUCCAGAUCAUCGGAUAGUGGAGAACGCAACUUACUUUUAUCAGGAGGAUGAGCGGAAGAUGAUUCUGCCGCUGCCAAAGAAUUGUCCUAAGGAGAUCUACGACCUGAUGCGCGAGUGUUGGCAAAGGAACGACGUUGACCGACCAAACUUCCGCGAGAUCCACUUGUUCCUGCAACGAAAAAAUCUCGGUUACAAGCCCGGUGAGUCGAACGAUACUUGAUAUAGAGAACUAGAAGGCUGGAAUCUUAUCCGGCUUUCUAUGAUUGGCGAGUUAAACGGCAAUUGGUGGAACUGCCCUUCAUCGACCAAGUCAGACCAAGUCAGACCAAGUUAGUAUCUAGGGUGAUGAUCUAUAAAUCGUCUGUAAUGAACAUGAAUCAUUUGCAACAGCAUGGUCGAGUGUCGAUGAUAAUUAUAUUGUACGAUGACGCAUGUAAAAGACGUAGGGAUCGACUAAGAACAAGCUAAUCGCGCUCAGAAUUUCUCACGGUUCACGACAUUAACACCAUUUUCUUUGUUAUCGUCAUCAUACAUCGCUGUAAAUAGCGCUGUGAAUGUCAUCGAUAGCUGAAUCGCACAAAUCACCGCCUGUAGCGUCCGUGUUCAAACUACGAAAACGUAGCCUGUACAAAGUUCACUUUUUUAAUCAUUUCUUUAUCCCAAUCAAAGCUGCAGACUGUUAUCGGAUGAACUGACAUCUGUCUCACCAAGAUCCAUCGUAACGAAACGUUUGACAAUAGCAAUAGAAUAUUAAUUUGUUUAUGAGUUCAUAUUAUUUUUCAAUUUGCAGAGUUUAUUAUUAAUUUUACAUGUAUCGUCGUCGUUGAAAAUUCGAUUUUACAUACUUAGAUUAGAUAUUCGAGUUUCCGACUUGUUCUCGCGCAACUUCUUUACGUUUUCCUUCUUCUGUCGUUAUUCUUGUAUCAGUCGUCUACAAAAGUUGCCCAUUGACCAAAACGGGGAUAACCAGCCUCGCGAUAAUGAUACCAAACAUCCAUGGCGUAUCCACGUUCGUGCAAUCGAAAUGGAUAGAUUAUGAUUUUGAUCCGUGGCAUUCAAUACGAAAUGGAACGUCACUAGUGCUGGCAAUACGCGGGGAGCACGUUCGAUAAAUCGCACAUACGCUGUUCCGAAAUUGAUACUGUCAGCAAACAAGCUUAUGAUAUUCCCGCCGUAACGGCACUCAUGUCACGUUCGGGAUAUACGUGGAUCGGACUCGAAAAUCGCGCGUUGUACGUAACAUUUCCGCCGACGAAUAACGUAGUCGUUUCUAAACUCCAACCC
Molecule: messenger RNA, 5151 nt
Organism: Pogonomyrmex barbatus (red harvester ant)
Lineage: Eukaryota; Metazoa; Arthropoda; Insecta; Hymenoptera; Formicidae
Gene: Ddr
Product: discoidin domain-containing receptor 2
Biological process (GO): positive regulation of kinase activity; positive regulation of phosphatidylinositol 3-kinase/protein kinase B signal transduction; positive regulation of neuron projection development
Cellular component (GO): signaling receptor complex; plasma membrane
Molecular function (GO): collagen binding; ATP binding; protein tyrosine kinase collagen receptor activity
Source: RefSeq, a predicted model, not a curated record